UGAAAGUAGAAACAAAAUUUCCGGUGAAAUGUAGGUCUUGAUAAGGUCUUGUUACGCAACUAAUUUCGCAGUGUGAAUUAAAGCUCAGGUAUCAGUUAAUCGUUUCCAAAAAAGAUGGCUGAGAAGAUUCUAUUUGCCUUUGACUUUGAUCACACGGUUAUUGACGAAAAUAGUGACUUGUACUGUAAGAGACUGGCACCUGACGGAAAAAUUCCGCAGGAAAUCGAAGAUACCUACAGCGAUGUGGGCUGGACUAAAUAUAUGGGGCUCAUAUUUGAAUACCUUCACAGUCACGGAGUAACGGAACAACACUUCCGAGAAUGCAUGAACGAGAUUCCUUUGACCAAGGGUAUGAGGGAACUUAUCGAGUACGCCACGGAAAAUAAACAUGAAAGCAUCAUCAUUUCUGACUCUAAUUCAUGGUUCAUUGAAAACAUUUUAAACGAAUCUGGGCUGAAGGACGCUUUUUCGGAGGUGUACACCAACCCUGCCCAAUAUGACGCAGAAGGUCGUUUGACAAUCGAGUUUUAUCACAAGCAGGAUUGGUGCGAUUUGAGCACCAUCAACCUGUGUAAGGGACACAUAUUACAAGAACAUUUACGAAGGAGAGAGCAGGAGGGGAUCCGAUAUAAGUGUGUGGUGUUAGUGGGGGACGGAAGUAACGAUUUCUGCCCCGCCCUCAGACUCACGGAAAACGACUACGUGUGUCCAAGGAUCAGCUAUAGGUUGUGGAAGAAAAUUCAAAAGUUGGAAAGCGACCAAGAAGCAGUCGGUAACGGACACAAGCUCAGGGCUCAAGUGGUCAACUGGACGUCGGGGCUGGAUAUUCUGGAGUUCCUGAAAUCCUUGGACGGAUGAUUAAACGGACAAUCACUUAAUUAUUAUACCGGUCAGAUUCCAAGGCAUGGAUUUGGUUAAAGGUGUUGACUUUUAGCAUGUUUAGAAAUGCUAUUUGAAAUUCAACUUUUGGAAGUGUCCCUGCAAUAAUAGAAUGAAGAUGGGCAUUGCACUAGUUGAAUGUUUUGUCACUGGAAAAUCAUUAAUUAAUCAUGUUAAUAGGAACAAAAAUAUGUUGAAAUACUGUAAUUGUUACAUAAAUUAUUGGUAAUCUUUAUUAUUGGUGCUCUGGGAGUGUUACUUGUUUUAUGUACAUGGAUUCAUUUCCAUUUAUACCUACCCUACAUACUGUAUCUAAAAAUUACACCUAUAUGAUGCAAUCUAUAAACAUUCUGCGAGUUAACAUUAAAGAUUAAUGAUGCUUCAUAUACAUAUAAAGACGUAGUAACAAUUAAAAACAUUCAUAAAUAUUCAU
Messenger RNA from Saccostrea cuccullata (small rock oyster), 1312 nucleotides. Its product is annotated as pyridoxal phosphate phosphatase PHOSPHO2-like. Gene Ontology annotation, molecular function: phosphatase activity. NCBI's taxonomy places the organism in Eukaryota, Metazoa, Mollusca, Bivalvia, Ostreida, Ostreidae. Bases 115 to 858 code for a protein of 247 amino acids. The transcript is spliced from 2 exons. The record is from RefSeq and is a predicted model, not a curated record.